Tuber aestivum (summer truffle) is the source of this 2555-nucleotide messenger RNA. NCBI's taxonomy places the organism in Eukaryota, Fungi, Ascomycota, Pezizomycetes, Pezizales, Tuberaceae. The record is from the annotation of a GenBank genome assembly.
AACACUAAACGGAACAACCUACUUUUGAGGAACCACCUUUUUCUGAAAAAUCGGAAAACCCGGUAAUAAAUACCGAACUGAGCGCGAUGGUCACACUCGAAAUUCCGGUGGCGUCAGAAGACGUCCCGCAGCCCCCUAGAGCUGCUCCCAAGCUUGUAGCUCCCGAGCCAGGUGCGCUGAUGGCCCGAUGCGUGCUUCUCUGUGAAUACAAUGGCUAACGUGUAUAUCAAUAUUGGCUCAACAGAACACUGUCCCGGGCCCGAGAGCCAGCAGGCGGGGGAAAUGGACGCUUGCGCCGGAUGCCCCAACAAACAGAUAUGCGCUACAGCUCCCAAGGGGCCCGACCCGGAUAUCCCUUUCAUUCAAGCACGCAUGGCAACAAUAGCGCAUAAACUUCUCAUACUUUCUGGGAAAGGCGGUGUGGGAAAAUCAACAUUUACCUGCAUGCUCGCAUAUGCCUUUGCCCAGUCCCCUACAGCACAGGUAGGCGUUUGCGACAUCGACAUAUGCGGCCCAUCGAUACCACGAAUGAUGGGUGCUGAGAACGAGUCUAUUCACUCCUCAUCGUCGGGGUGGUCGCCGGUAUACGUAGCGGACAAUCUCGGUGUCAUGAGCAUACAAUUUAUGCUACCAAACCAGGACGAUGCUAUUAUUUGGAGGGGACCUAAGAAGAACGGGUUGAUCAAGCAGUUUUUGAAGGAUGUCGAGUGGGGCGAUUUGGACUUUUUGCUCAUUGACACCCCUCCGGGAACUAGCGAUGAGCAUUUGAGUAUAAACAGCUACUUGAAGGGCAGUGGGGUUGAUGGAGCCGUUGUUGUUACGACGCCACAGGAGGUUAGCUUGUUGGAUGUUAGGAAGGAGAUCGAUUUCUGCAGAAAAGCCGGGAUUAAGGUUUUGGGGAUCGUGGAGAAUAUGAGUGGUUUUGUUUGCCCCAAUUGUGAGGUAUGUUAUAUACUCUUCUGAUCUUCUCUGCUUCUAUUCUGGGGAGUACUGCUCGUUUUUCCGACGCUGAGUCCAUCUAAGGGUGAAUCACAAAUAUUCCAUGCUACUACCGGAGGUGGCCGGGCUCUGGCGACUGAGAUGGGCGUGCCUUUCCUCGGGGCCGUUCCUUUGGAUCCUAGGAUAGGUAUUGCUUGUGACUACGGCGAGAGCUUUUUCAGUGCAUACCCAGAGAGCCCGGCUUGUGAAGGAUUGAUGAACAUUAUAAAGGGUUUACGGGAUCAGAUGGGAUUGCCUCUAUUGCACGAUGGGAUCGAAGAGAUGGGUGAAAGCUAGGCGAUCGCAAGUCAUCUUUGUACACGUGUGUAGAGUGGGCAUAUUAAAUGGCGUUCUUGGACUCUGGAUUUUCCUUGUUUUCAGCGAAAAAGGUACUCAAGUAUAGCAUUAGUAGUGCGCUAUGGAACAUCCCCUUUAAGGGCCGUGUUGUGUUGGGGGCAUAAUAUAUCAAUCAUCGUGCCGGUGCCCCUCCCUUCUGAAAGAACGUCCACUAUCUCCGUGACGUCCGUCCCGGCCUCGCUCCUUUUCCAGUCUACUGUUCCCCUCCCUAUCCCUAUCCCUAUCUUUGUCCUUGCCUCUGCCACUAUCUCUAUCACGAUCUGUUUCCCUUCGACUACCCCUGUCCUUUUCUCGAGGAUUGCUUGGCUCGUUGGAAGCUCUCUCCCUGUGCGUUCGCUCCUUGGAAUGAGAUCUAGGCCGUCUAGAUCUUUCCUUUGAACGGCUUCUGCGCCUAUGGAAGUGCCGGUGAUCUCUUUUGCUGUCACCAUCGCGCCGAUGGCGCGAGGGCUUCUUCUCCCUCUUCAGCUUCUGAAGGGCCAGCUCGACCUCCUCUUUCUUUUGCCUCACAAGGUAUUCCUUCAUUGGAUCGUCCUCAUCGUGAUCCCAUAUUAACUUCUGUAGUUCAAUCUCCUCCGGAAGCAUCUCCCGCGCUGGCGUCUCUUCCCUCUCCUUGCCCUUUCUUCUCUUGCUGUCGUGCUCGCUCUCCUCAUUGUCUCGCUCCCUCGGCCCUAAACCCUGGCCCAAAAGCUCCUCUAAUUCCCCUUCCUUUGGCUUGUAUCUGGUAUGGUCCACCCGAAUCGUCCUUCCGAGAAUCGUAGCCCCACCUAAGUUGUCUACCGCAAGAUUUGUACUCCGUUGGUCUUCGUAUUUGAGAAAAGCGAACCCUUUGCUCUUUCCAGUGUCCUUGUCACGAACGAGAUUGAGGUGAACGGGUUCGCCGAAUUGGGAGAAUAUUGUGAUUAUAUCACCCUCGCUGAGCUCGUACGGAAGACCGCCGAUGUAAACAUAUGCAGUGUCGGACCAGUCAGUAUGCCAGGAGGCAGAUAAUGGCUUUGGCCAAGUUAGCAGGCAGUUGGAGACUUGGGUUCCCAGGAGUUCAGGGCUAAAACAUACAAUGCCAGCUUCCAGCUCUCGCCGGUUCAGCUUUUCGAUGGCGCGGAUAUUAUUCAUUGCUGGUUGCCCUUUGUUGACUCGCGAUAGGUGCCGUCGAGCCUGCUGUGAGUUACAGCAGCCAGACGCCACACGAGAGCUGCCGGUGUGUUGCCUGGCGUCACACACAC